UGAUUGAGCCGUUCGAUCAGAUCCUGUGAUCAUGGCGAGAUGCAUGAUGCUGCCCGGUCUGGCUGGAGCUUCAAGCUUCAGGAGCUCGAAGCUUCAAGAUGCACUGGAGGAUCCUCGGUUUUUGACGUCCAGGAUUGCAACUCGCUCAUUGGUGCGUUGGGGCGCAGCUCAGGUUGGAGUCGAGCCCUGCAGUCGUUUAGAAUUUGGAGAAGCAGAUCCAAGGUUAGUAGUUACAAUAGCCUGGUGGCGGCGCAGAGUGGAAAUCAGUGGAGAGAGGCCUUACAGACUUUGGAAGAAGCACGGGAGAGACAAGUCCAGAUUGAUUUAUUUACCUGGACUCCAGUAAUCAAACAUUGCCAAGCUGGUCGCUGGAAAGCUGCCCUAGGUUUCCUGACAGAAGUUCGAUCUUCCGACCUGCGCUUGGACACCAUCAUCUAUGGCGCCACCUUAGAUGCGACCGCUGGUGCGUGGCUCCAGAGCUUGGAACUGUAUCACGAGAUGGGAAUCAGGAGCUGCAAGAGGGACUUCUGGUGCUACCAGCCUUUGUGCCAUGCCUGGCCACAUGCCUUGGGACUCCAGGUAGAUGAAGCUGUCCGGGUUGCUGCCAUGGCAGUUGCCAGAGGUCAUGCAUGGAGACUGGCGCUGUUCUUGCAUCGCCCUACUGGCCCCAUGGCAGUGAACGCGGUCAUGGGGGCGUGUCAGAAAGCUGGAGUUUGGGAGUGGGUUUUGCAGAUCCGCGAGGGUGCCAUCAGGUCUUCCCUGCGCUUGAGCAGCAUCAGCUACUGCUUGGCAAUCUCUGCCACGCAAGGUGUGCAAAGCUUGUGGGUGUCCUCCUUAGCCUUGCACAGUGAGAUGGUAGAGGUGGGACUUGGAAGAAACCACUUCACAGACAGCGCAGUUCUUCCCAGUCUUCCAUGGCACCUCUCCUUGAAGCUACUUGAAGAUAUGCCAUGCAUCGGUGUUCAACGAAACGUGGUGACUCACAGCGCCAGCUUCAAUGGAUUGCCCUGGGCUUUGGCCUUGCAACAGCUACACGCUUUCCCCGCAACACUCAACACCAUUCUCCUCACUGCUGGCGCCAAAGCUGUGAACCAGUGGCAGAGGAGCAGCCUUUGGCUGCUGGAGGCGUACUCCGUUGGUUUGCGCUUGGACAGUGAGGCGCAAACCGCACUGCAUGGCUGGCGGGGUGUGUUCGAGCUGCUUCCCAGGGAUGCUUUGGUGCCGACAACCCGGGGUUAUGCCCUAGUAAUGGGCGAAUGUGAAGAUCGGGGACAGUGGGAGGAGGCCUGGAAACUGCUCAGCCAGAUGGGGCCAGAGCAAGAUGUGAUUUGUUAUAACUCAUUGCUAGCUGCUUGUACUCAAGCGGAAUGCAUCGGAAAAGAAGAGUACUGUAUCAAAUUCGUCGUUCCAGGGUGGGUGGGUGCUUGGUUUGUGGCCUUCAUGGACCUUGGGGAUUCAGAUCCUUGAAUGAAAUUGAAAUAGUAGCUUUCAAAAUCACUUGGGAAGCUUCUCCCAUAAUAUGGCAAGCAGUCAAGCAGAGGCCUACUCAGACUGUAGAAAACAGGAAAGAACCUGCAGGCACGGCUGACGGAUGCUGAUGAGUUUGAACGAUUUAAGACACGGUGGAAACGGUUCGUAGGAAGUCAUGCCGGAAAGCAAGACUUUAGUGAGCUGAGGGGCCCUAUGUAUACUUGAAAAUUGGGUUUCAGAACCACCGGGGCGCUGUAUGUCACCACGAUCGGGUCGCUGGGAUUGUCGAGACUGAAACCCAGUGGUGCAGGAGGUCUUCCUCCAAGCAGUGCUGGCCCGUGUGGAUCACCUCCUGGACAGGGUGACGCCCAGCCAGACGCUCUUCGUGGCCAUUGAUGGCCCAGCCUGUGCUGCUAAAGUCCCCGAGCAGCGCCGCCGCCGGCGCGCACGGCCGCCGCGUGCACGGGAGCUAGGCGUGACCUUGAACAUGCUCACACCGGGCGUUCCGGUGAUGGAUCACUUGGCUGCGGUGCUGCGAGAACAUUUGAAGAGACUCCAGGCCGAGGGGCAGCUGCCAGGCAAUCUUCAAGUCAUGGUGAGCGGUCCCGAUGAUGCGGGCGAGGGAGAGCAUAAAAUCAUGCUCCAGCUGGUGAUGAACGAAUCCUUGAAAAGUGGCGAAGACGAAAAACACGUCAUCGUUGGCACGGAUUCCGAUUUGCUCCUAGUGCCCUUGGCGCUGCUGCAUGGUCCUCGAGCUGUUUGGGUUGCUCGCUGCGAAGAAGCUGUCACUACCGCGUCGGGGCAGCUGACCACGCUGCGUGUUUGUCAGACGGAGCAGGUCGUUCAAUCUCUCUUGAGGCAGUUCAUCAACUUGGCCACCCCAACGGGCAGCCUGACACCAAAGGACGAACUUCACUUGCGCUUGGAUUUUCUGCUGGUCACCUGCCUCCGUGGCAACGACUACCUCCCGCAGUUGGCGAGUGACCAUGACUCCUCCGAGUUGUGGCCGCGCUAUCUCCGUUGGAGGCAGAGGUCGCAGCUUGGCCUAGUCGACUUGGAGCGAGCUGACGCAGAUGAACAGAUUUGCCCAGUACUGAUGGGGGUGCCCUUUGCAGACUUCUUGUCGCAGCAAGGAGGCGCCUGGAGCCCUCAGAAGGUCACGGGCUUGAGCGCCAAGGAAGGUGCUCAACAAUACCUCGAGGCGCUGUUGUGGUGCUUGGACACCUAUGUCACAGGCCGGUGCCCCGACCUCCACCGCUGCUGGAGCAGCUCGCAGCUGGGGCAUUUUGCCUUCGCAGCGUUGAUCGCGCAGCAGAUCCCCCUGCUGGAGCCGAGCUGUUUCAAGGCAGCGCGGAGGGACACUCCGCCACUCUCUCCUUUGGCAUGUGCGCUGGCGGUGCUUCCGGUCACAGAUGUGCGUCGUUGGCUGCUACCCCUCGAGCCCUGCUUGGCGCCGCUGCUGGAAACCUCGGGCCUUCUUGGCGAGGUGGCACGUUUGGAAGCUUGCGGCGACUGCUCACGCUUGAGCUUGCUGGUGGCCAAUGGCCCUUCGAACGGGAAGAAAGCGGAGAAGAAUCGGAGAGCGCUGGAGGUGCAUCGAAGGGAGCAUCGCGACAUCGAUGCUGUUUCAUUGGAAGAUCUGAACGAAGAAGUGCAGCGCUUGCGAAGAAGUGCCGCGAUAAACAUAGACUUGGAUUUCAUCACCAGAGGCCACCGGUGCAGCCGAUGGAAGUUGAGGCGAAGCCCAAGAGGGUCAAGCGACGGCGGCGGUGAGCCUCGGAUCCCCCUUGGAGGCAGUCUUCGCAAUUGCUGCGCCGACAAGUGGAGCAGCGAAAAAGCGGCGGUUCAUGCAGCAAUCCAGGAGCAUGAAAAGUUUGACCUAUAUUACUCAAAGCUGACUGUGAUGUGCCAGACUAUAUAGUUGCGCACACUUUGUCAGAUUCAUUU
This is a messenger RNA of Durusdinium trenchii, 3417 nucleotides long. The record is from the annotation of a GenBank genome assembly. NCBI's taxonomy places the organism in Eukaryota, Dinophyceae, Suessiales, Symbiodiniaceae.